UGUCUGCUCUGCUCACUGCGCUGUCGGUUAAUAGGAAAUUUCUUCUCAAUGAUGCUCUCAGUUGAAUGUCUGCGCUCAGCGAAGAAGUGCGCGCUUUUCUGCAGUUGUUCGUUACAUUUGGAAUUUUUCAAUGCAAUUGAAUUUUGUAUACCUGACGACUGCUUGACCGGCCGGCUACGAAUUUGGAACAAAAAGUAGUGAGACGAAUGCGUGAAGAAGGAAAAGAAACGGAAGAAUUACGAGCCCGCUUAUUUUUUAAAAGCAGUGUAUGUCUGGCCAAGGGUUCGUGUAUACACAUGCAUAUGUACUUGUGGAUAUGUGUUUCGCGACUAUUUUGGGGCGGUUUGAGGCGGCAAUAUUGAAACGAGUAUAUUAGUCAAUGCAUAUUGCGAAAAAGUGGCAACUCAAAUGUAAAAAAAAAAAAAAAAAAAUUAGAACGGGAAGACCAGGUAUAUGAAGCGAAGUAAUUUAAUCAAAAAUCAAAAUAAAAGAAAGACAGUGAACAAUAGACACAGUAGGUUAUUAGUAAAGAAAUCCAAUUAGACUAACCUAAACGUAAAACAAUGUGCAAAAUGUGUAUAGAAGUAAUGUCAAUAAGCAAAUGCAGCAAGGAAGUAAACCAACAAUCGUUUGGAUUGUGAGACUGUGGUGUUUUGUUCAACGCUUGCGCCACCGGUCUUCCCAUCUUGCAAGCGGUUCCGUUAAAUGUACGUUAAUACGGCACAUCACAACUUCACGUGACGAAUGAAUGCAAGGAAUUGAACAAAGUAAAUUACAACUUAUACUGACUAUCAUAAUUGGAAAUAGUAAUUUCGUUAGCUGUGGUGACUGAUAGAAUUUCAAAAAUGUUCGAGCUGGAAGAUUAUUCAAGUGGUUACCACGAUUCAAUCCUCAAUAAAUACGCGGACACAUCGCGGCCUACAUUAGACCUAUACACCUCAGAUUCGCUGCAAGAUAUGCUGGAUAUUGAUAUACGCAGCGAGAUUUCGAAUGUAGUUGGCGUUAGUAGUGAACUCGCUUCUUUGGUCAACGAUCUGCCGUCCUCUUUUGAAAAUGCCAUCGAUGCAAUUUCUUCCACACACUAUAGUAAUAAUAAUAGUAGUAGUCUGACUUCUGGUGCGAUAUCGUCCUCAGGCACAAGCUUUUCUUCUUGGCUAGGCAAUAGCUCCGGACCAUCAUGGUCGUGCUCGAACGACUAUUACGUAGAUGUAGGCGCUUGUGUGGAUCCGAUUUCGGUUAUGCCGUUGAUAUCCUCAUCAUUGCUGCAUAGGUCACCGAAGAUAAAUUUAAAUGCGAAUAGUCUACAGAGUUCUGUAUAUUCGCCGCCACCGCCCGCCUCACCUAACGUUAACGAAACCAAAUCACAUUUAACAUUCUCUCCUGCCCAAUUAAAAGUAAGCGCCGGUGCGAUGCGUAAUGAGCAGCUUUAUUCACAUAUACCAAAGCAGAUUGUGACGAUUUCAUCAACGGUGACAGCGGGCACAACAGCGCCGGCCACUUUGGCGACGAACUCGAUACUGCAGCGCAAGGGCUCGACUGCCGUAGAGACGAUCAAGAAGGAUUUGUGUGUAGAGUUGCGGAAAGUUACUGCGAGUUAUGAGGAGACCAGAGUCAGUGUUACAAGUAAUAAUGGUGGAGGAAAUGCUAGCAAUAAUUCCAAUGGGAAUGGGCUGGCGAACAAUGUUAGCAGUGGGAAUAGCAACGUCAGCAGUAGUUUGCUUAAUUCGAAUGGCAUGCUGAAUAGCACGACAACGAAUACCAUCAAGCUGGCGCCUGGCAUUGGUGGUCUAACAUUUGCCAAUAGCAUCGCUUAUAACAAACUGAAACAACAGGCUGCUGCGAAAUCUGCGCAUAGCGGGCAAGUAGUUACAACAAACGGCACGAUUAUGCUUAAGAGAGAACGUGACUCCAGUCCGUUGCAAAAUAUAAGUGUUGUGAAUGCCAACGGUAGCUCAGUUGGCGGCGGCCAACAUGUUACAAAGUUGGUGGGACGAAAUGUGCAAAAUUCUAGUUUUACGCCAAAGAGCAUAGCAUCUGUACAUUCACCGCUCAUGCAGAAUGGCAGCAAUUCAGUCGGUUCGCCAUCAUCGUCUUCAUCCUCUUCGCACUCCUCACCAUCGACUAGUUCGACUACUGGCAGCUUUACUGCCGGCCUCAUACCAAUAAGUCUCAACAAUGGGCCAGCCAUCACAACGCCAUCCUCUGCUAGCACCACAACUAUCACAACAAUUUCUGUAAAGCCUCUACAACAGCGAAUUAAGAUUGCCCCAGUGGAGUCUGAGUUUCCAAAGCCAGCAUACUCGUAUUCCUGCCUUAUAGCCAUGGCGUUAAAGAAUUCACGUAGCGGCUCACUGCCUGUAUCGGAGAUAUAUAGCUUUAUGUGUGAACAUUUCCCGUACUUCCGAACAGCGCCGAGCGGCUGGAAGAAUAGUGUGCGCCAUAACCUCUCGUUGAAUAAAUGCUUCGAAAAGAUUGAAAAACCCGCGACAAAUGGUAAUCAGCGAAAGGGUUGUCUUUGGGCUAUGAAUCCAGAACGUAUUGUAAAGAUGGAGGAAGAGGUACAAAAAUGGUCGCGUAAAGAUCCGAUGGGUAUUCGAAAUGCUAUGGUAAAUCCAGAUCAUCUAGAUGCAUUGGAGCGAGGCGAAAUGAAGCAUGGUAGUUCAGGUGACUCAGAUAUCGAAUUGGAUAGUCAAUCAGAAAUAGAAGAGACCUCCGAUUUGGAGGAGCAAGAAUUGGACGAUACCAUUGUAGACAAUAUGUUCGUGGAGGAGGACAUUGAAGAGGAUGAAAUGUUAAGUAGUGGCAUUGUGAUGAAUAGCUCGGAUGCCUUGAGUGAGGCAGGAGAUGUGAAUGGCUGUGGUGCUGGCGAGAGUGUUGUUGGCAUGCAACAACAUCGAGACUUUGAUAUAGAGGUGAGUUUGGAGACACACAAAAUUGAAAGAGUGGAGAAGGUGGCGCAAAAAGUGCUUGAGCGUGAGCAGAAGGUCGAGGAUAUUUACGAUGCAAUCGAUAUUGAAGACGAUCAAACUCAUUUGUCCAUCAAUCAAUCUGAUAUAAUUGAACUAAGUCCUGCCGAUUUGAAUGUAGCUGCGCAAUCGCCGAAGCGUGCGCGCCUCAAUAUAAAUUAUUCGUUAGGACCUGCUGGAGAGUUGGAAAAACAAAUAAAACAGCAAAAAAUCCAACAACAACAACAACAGCAGCAGCAGCAGCACCAUCAACAGACACAACAUCAAACACAACAGCAACAGCAGCAGCAGCAGCAACACUUUCAACAACAAAAACAGCAACAAAAGCCAAAUCAACAGCAGCAACAACAACAACAUAGUAUAAAACAAUAUAAAGUGCAACCACAACAUAUUGUUGUCCAAACUAUAACGAAUGGCAGUAACACAACAUCAAUUCAGACGAUCAAUGCGGCAACAGGUACAACAAUUGGCAGUGUAAGUGGUGCGAUCUCCACAUUGGGGGUAUCACAGAUCAAUGGCACAUUGGCAAAUAAUCGCCGCAAAAUACAAUUAGUCAAUCGUAUUGUUUAAAUGUUAAAUUAACAAACGAAAUCACACAAAGAGCCACUCAGGCAUUUGUUCCUAAAGAACAGGUCUUAGGUAGGAAGAAGAAGAAUAAGAAGUAUAAUAAUGUUUUAUUUUGAAAUAUUAUUAUAUAGCAUAUAAGGGUAUAUGUAAAUAAUUAGUAUAACAAUAUGUAAGACACUCAACUGUAUACGUUGUACGAACGCGCUUAUCAAUUAUUUGGAAAGGUUUAAUGUUUGUAACAAAAAACAAAAAAAAAAAAACAAAAAACAAAAAAGCAGAUUUAUCUAUCUUCAGGGCUCAAGGCUAAUAAGGUUACAUCCUCAGUUUCAGUAAAUAUGUACAUGUACAUGUCGUGUAAGGAGUGUCUAAUAUCACUUACAUUUUUGUGAAGUGAAAUCUAUUAACGUUUUCUUUUGCCGAAUUAACCCUACACUGCCUUCUUAUCUCAGGCUUUAUGUUUGUUUAGGGCCUUCGCGUGUUCUUUCUAAAAUGUUUGUGCAACUUCAGUUUAAAGUGAGCAGUGCGUUGCCUAGCCCAUUUUGACAACUUAUAGCAGCAUUACUCAAUAAUUUUCCUUUUUUAUUUUAUUUGCGAAAAUUUUUAUAAUACACAAUUUUAAUACAAAAUUUUAUUUAGUCUUAUAAAAUGUAU
Anastrepha obliqua is the source of this 4184-nucleotide messenger RNA. RefSeq names its product transcription factor SPT20 homolog (gene jumu). NCBI's taxonomy places the organism in Eukaryota, Metazoa, Arthropoda, Insecta, Diptera, Tephritidae. Gene Ontology annotation, molecular function: DNA-binding transcription factor activity, RNA polymerase II-specific; transcription cis-regulatory region binding. The coding region runs from base 846 to 3536 and encodes 896 amino acids. Gene Ontology annotation, biological process: regulation of transcription by RNA polymerase II. The record is from RefSeq and is a predicted model, not a curated record. The transcript is spliced from 3 exons.